Molecule: messenger RNA, 692 nt
Organism: Alexandromys fortis (reed vole)
Lineage: Eukaryota; Metazoa; Chordata; Mammalia; Rodentia; Cricetidae
Product: 60S ribosomal protein L39-like
Exons: 3
Coding region: 411-566 (51 amino acids)
Biological process (GO): translation
Cellular component (GO): ribosome; cytosolic large ribosomal subunit
Molecular function (GO): structural constituent of ribosome
Source: RefSeq, a predicted model, not a curated record
GCUGGGAUUAAAGGUGUGCGCCACCAUCGCCUGGCUGCGAUUUUACUUUUUUGCAACAAGGUCUCACGUAUCCCAAACUGCCCUGGAACUUGCUAUGUGGCCAUGGAUGAGCUUGAAUUUCUUUUAAUGUAUCCUCUACCUCUCAAGUGUUAGGAUUAUGAACAAGCGUCACCACGGCACAUGACAUGUUAUUUCCUAACUCUUUUCAUGUCUGCAACCCUUUUAUCUGUCGAUGAUCCACAACUUGUAACAAUUUUGAGUCUUCGGGUGGAGAGCGGUGUUCCUGUAACACUCGAGAAGUGAGCACUUCCGUCCUGCGCAACGGAAACCCAGCAGAGUCGGGCGCUCAGCUUGUUGUGUCUCCACCUGUACACUCAGCGGAGUGUGUACCUGUCUGCCUUUUCUUCACCAUGGCUUCUCACAAGACAUUCAGGAUCAAGCGAGUGCUGGCUAAGAAACAAAAGCAAAAUCGUCCCAUUCCACAAUGGAUUCAGAUGAGAACUGGCAAUAAAAUCAUGUACAACUCCAAAAGGAGACACUGGAGACGAACCAAACUGGGUCUCUAAGGAGCCAUGUGUAUUGAUGCUGUUUGAAGGUCACCACUAACUUACUGCAUCAAGUUUAAAACCUUACCAUUAUCUAGAUAUCUGAGUGUGUUUAUUGGGGAUGUAAGUUUUUUCUUUGUUUCUUUG